This is a messenger RNA of Helicoverpa zea (corn earworm), 1794 nucleotides long. RefSeq names its product translation initiation factor IF-2-like. The transcript is spliced from 2 exons. NCBI's taxonomy places the organism in Eukaryota, Metazoa, Arthropoda, Insecta, Lepidoptera, Noctuidae. The record is from RefSeq and is a predicted model, not a curated record. Bases 151 to 1515 code for a protein of 454 amino acids.
CUAUAUAAACACGGCCAUUAUCAAACUACCACCAAUACAUUGCCGACCGUCACAGCGACCGCACAUUUAAAAUAAAUAACUUGGAGCUUUUAAAAUAUAAAGUUGUGUCAGUGAUUAUAGCGGCCCUUCAAUUUUACAGGACCUAAAUUCAUGAUGAAGGUCUUACUAUUAUGCCUAGCCUUCGCGGCUGUGACUCUGGCCAUGCCAGUUGCCGAAGAGAAACCUGAUGUCGUCGCCCCACCUGCACCAGUCGCGGCCGCUAAAUCAGAAGAAGUUAAAGAUCAACCAGCUCCAGCAGAAGAAAAGAAAGCUGCCGAAGAACCAGAAAAAGCAGAAGUUGAGAAACAACCCGAAGCCAAAGCCGCACCUGUAGACGAAGUCAAACCCGACGUCGAAGCUGAAAAACCUGAAAAAGAAAUAAAAGCCGAAGAAGUUGCACCAGAACCCAAAUCUGCAGAACCUGAAGUUGAAAAGAAACCUGAAGCUAGCGACGCCGCUGAGUCUAAGGUAGAAGAGAAAGCUGCCGAGCCUGAAGUUAAAGCAGCUGAGGAACCAAAAGCCACAGAAGUGCCUGCAACCGUAAACGAGGUACCCAAGGAUGCAUCAGCGAAGUCUGCAGCGUUGCCCGAGGAACCCAUUGAUGUCGUUAACGCUGUUAAAAAUGACGCCAGUAUUGCUGAUGAUGUCAUGAUGCCAGACGUUAUUAUUCCGGUCCCACAAAAGAAAAUAGACUUGAAGGAAACCCCUGCUGCUGCAGAGGAGCCUGAAAUCAAAAAGUCAGCAGAAGAGCCCGUAAAGUCUGAAGUGAGCAAACCAGAAGAACCCAAAGUUGAAGCCAAGAAUGCGGAACCCUCCUCGGACGCGACUCCCGCUGCUCCGAAAUCUGAGGAAACCACUCCUGCCCUUGAAGAUAGCCUCCGCGUAGUACGCAAUACUGUCGACGGUAAACUGGUUAUUCCCGCUGAAGACAAACCUGAAGCCGCUGUUAUUUCGGAAAGCAAACCCGAGUCUGCUCCAGAAGGCAAGUCUGAGCCUGCUGCAGAUAACAAACCGGAGACUGUUGCGGAGGACAAACCUGAGGCUGCCGCCGAGAGCAAAUCUGCUCCUGCUGUAGAAAGCAAAUCUGCGCCAGCUGAAGAAAACAAAGCUGAUGUUGCUGAGGAAAAGGCUGUGCCUGCUGUCGAAGAACCCAAAUCGGCUCCUGAAGCCUCCAAAGAAGCUGAGAGUCCGAAAGAGGAAAAGAAGGCAGAGCCUGAACAGAAAGAAUUAAAAUCAAGCGAACCCGCUGCAGCACCUGAGCCCGCUGUAGACGCUGUCGCUAAAGAAGCCGCACCCGCGGCCGAAGAGCCAAAGUCUGAGAACAAAGUGCCAGUACCUGAGAAGAGUGAACCAGCCCCGCCUAAAUCUGAAGAAAAGCCUUCAGGAGACCAACCAGCGAGCUCAAGCUCUGAAGAGAGCGGAGAAAGUGCAGAGUCAAAAGCUAGCGCAGAAAACUCUUCUGAAGAGAAAAACUAGAUAAGUAGUGAGGUGGUCAGCGGCGGCGGGCGUGUGUCGACGUCCCUCGACACGCGCCCCCCGCCCGCCGCACGCGCGUGCGGAGCGAGCGAGUGUGUGAGUGAGUGCUGCGUGCGAGCCGACGCAACAAGCGCCGAGUGCGAGGAUAUCCCGACUAUUCAUUAGAUCUAGAGACUAUUUAAAUAGCCGAACCGAAAAAUUACCUAUGUUGUAAUUAUUAUUUGUCAAAGUAAAUUAUCGAAUUUCCGGUAUUAUAAGUAAUAAAAUAUGUUUUUAUAA